AUGCCUAAGUUGAUACCUGUUUAUAAUCAAGAAAAAUCGCUGAAAGAACAGGAUGAUAAGGAACUAAUUAAACAUAGAAAUUGGGAUUAUGCCCAUAGUUUGGUAAAAUUAAAGAAUGAAGACGGCAUAUGUGAAGAUAUUUAUGAUAAUAAGCCUUACUUGAAGAAAAGCAAAAACCUAGUUAAGAAUGAAAAGGGGUUGUGGGUACCAAAAAAGAGAAAAUAUGUGGAAGAUAAAAUGGAACAGGAUAAAAAUAAAAAAACAAUAAAAGAAGAUAUAGGACAUAAAGAAGAUAAAGUCUAUAAUGGAGAGAAAGGAGGAAAAGCAUUACAGGAUAACAAAAAAUAUUAUGGACCUAAUAAACAAAAUAAAUCUAGUAGUUAUAGCUCUUCAAUUAAUUCAGAUUAUUCAACAAGUUAUUACAAAAAUAAAAGAAGAAAAAAAAAAAACAAAGAAAAAAAAAGGAGAUCUCCCAGUAGUUUAUCUUCAUUUGGAGUUAGUAAUAGCACGAAUUCUGUUAGCGAAAGUAUGAGUUUAAAAGACAUUUCUUCAAAUGCAAAUAAUUAUCGAUCGAGUAAAGAUUAUAAAAAGAUUACAAUAAGUAAAAAAAGUAAAAAUUGUAAAAGUAAUAAAGAUAUUGAUCAAAAAUGGAAAGACAACAAAAAUAAAAAAAACAAGUUAAUAAAAAAAAUAAAAAAAAAAUGUUCAAGUGGGAAAGAUAAUACAAGUGACCCCCCAGAAAUGACUACUGAAAGUGAAAAUUCUGACUUGUCAUCUGAAGAAUUAAAAAAAAGGAGAAGGCAUUAUGUAGAUUCGAUUGACACAAUAAGCAAUAAAAAUGUGCAUCAUCAUAACACAAGUGAUAGCAGCACAGGUGUUCACAACGGAAGUAAUCGGAACAAAAGUUAUAGCAACACGAGUGACGAUAACUCAAGUGAUGGUAAAGCAAGCGAUAAAUUAUCUUCCUUGGAUAGCGACAUAAAUAAACAGAAGUAUAAGAACAACUCAAAAUUUUGGGAAAAGGAAAAUAGAAGUCAUAAAAGGAAAAAAAAAAUUGAAAAUGAAAAUGUUUAUGAUAAAAAUGUAACAUCUUCAAAGAAUAAGCAUUCUGCAAAAAUAGAUGAAAUUGGAGAUAAAGAUAAAAAAAUGCAGAAGGGGAAACAAAAGCCUGAGGAAAAAGAAUUUGAAGAAGAUUAUAAACGUGAACAUGACGAUGAGAGUGAGCAUGAAAUUGAAGACAUGGACAAUGAUGAGGACGAAGACGAAGAUGAAGGGAAAAAAAGGGAAAGUAAAAGCAAAAUUAUAGAAGAUAGAAGUGUAGAAAAAGAAAAACGUAAACACAAGCAUAGACACCAUGGGGAAAUUAGAAGAGAUAUUAUCAGGGAAAGAGAAAAGAGACACAGAUUUAAAAGCUAUAGAUAUUAUUAUAGAACAGAUAUAAAAAAGGACAAAAAGUACUUAAAUGAUAGAAAAGAUAAGUAUAGAGGGAAUGAAAAAGGAAAUAAGUCGUAUUUAUUAAAAAGUGAUGAAGAAGAAGAUUAUAAGCAUGAUAAUAAAAAAUAUUAUAAAGGAGAAUCUUAUAAUCCCCAAGACAGAAACGAUAAAAGAUGGAACUAUGAAAAUAAUUAUAAACAUUUCAGUCAUAAAGAAAGAUAUAACCAUUCAGGUAGUAGACAUAUGCAUUCUAGAAAAACGCAGUUAAGAGAUAAUUAUCAUUACGAAACUGUGGAAGAUAUUAAAGCUAAUAAUAUUACUAAUGUUCAAGAAGUGCCUGUAAAUAAUCGGGAAGACAGUGCACACAUAGAAAACAAAAGUAAAGCAAAAAGCGGAGAAUUAAUGCGAAUAGACGAUAAUGAUGUAAAACAUUUAAAAAGAGUUGAAGAAAUAAACAAAAAGUUUCAGGAAAAAUUAGAAGAGGAAAAAACGAUGCAAUCGUUAGGAUUACCUCUUGGUUUUGUUUAA
Messenger RNA from Plasmodium malariae, 1962 nucleotides. RefSeq names its product conserved Plasmodium protein, unknown function. Lineage: Eukaryota; Apicomplexa; Aconoidasida; Haemosporida; Plasmodiidae. The transcript is spliced from 2 exons. The record is from RefSeq and is a predicted model, not a curated record. Bases 1 to 1962 code for a protein of 653 amino acids.